AUUUCAUUUUAACUGCUUCAUAUAAUUAUUGAUAGUUAAAUAUAAAUCAGUGCAACAGCAUUUUUCUUUUCAUCAAAUCUUGUCGUAAAUGUAUUGGAGCAGAGGUACAACAAAAUUUAACAUGAAUUAUCUCAAAAUGAAGUAAAGUACUUGAAUAAAUGCAUUACUACUAGCCUUAAUUACUCCCAUGACCCUGCAUUUACCAACAGUUUAGUACCAUUUUGAGAGCGUAGUGUUACUCUUAAUAUCAAACAUGCACUAAAAAAUACUCAAAGCAAAAACUGUAACAUGUGCAGAUGUUCCCCAAAUUAUUAUUUAGUAUAACAAUCAGGUGAGAUUGUAUGGAGUAUACACUACUUUCAAUUUACACCGUAGCUGCCUUUGCUUUGAUACUGUGAAAAAAGAGAUUGACUGAAAAUGGGUUAAAGGAAGUGCAUUAUUUUUCAGCCAAUCAGUUUGAUUUUCACUUUGUAAACCUUGAUCACCGUGUUACACAAUCUUCCAUUUGAGUGGGAAGACACCAGUGGUGCCAGAUGAAGGGCUCUGUGUCACAAUGAUUGGAGGACUGGCUGCGUUGAUUUUUCUGAGUGCAUUGUCCCUGAUUCAAACUGCAGAGGAUCCUCAGCAGAUCCUUUUGACUGUGGUGGAACUUGGAUCUGAUUUGAGUUUGGCAUGUUCAAUUUCUUCAAAUGAAGCAGGGUUAUUUAACUGGUAUAAGCUCAAGUAUGGAUAUAUGGUCCAAAAAAUUGCAGCAGGAACGUUGGCCCACAUAACACUUCAAGGAGAAUUUAACAACUCAAGAUUUGCUGUUACAAAACUGAAUGCUAAGUUUGUUCUGAAAAUCAGAAAUGUAAGUAAAGAAGAUGAAGCAACAUACUUCUGUCAAGCAGGAUCGAUAUACUACAAGGAAAAUCUUAAUGGCACACUUUUGGUUGUUAAUGAUCAUAAAAACCUCAAGAAAUCUUUCUUUGUUAGUCAAAGUCCAGAGACCGAGUCUGUCCAUCCGGGCGACUCAGUGACUCUCCAGUGUUCACUCCUCUCCAAAAACAAAGAAAAGCCAGAUCAGUGUCCAGGUGAACACCAUGUGUACUGGUUCAGAUCUGGAUCAGAAGUAUCCCAUUCAGGCGUCAUUUACACUCCCAGUGAGAAACAAAAGGAAAGAAGUUGUGCGUACAGUCUGUUCAAAACUAUUCAGAACUCCUCUGAUACCGGGACGUACUACUGUGCUGUGGCUACAUGUGGACAGAUCCUGUUAGGUGAAGGAACUACAGUGGAGACAAGACAAAAAUAUAUGGACAUAUAUGUCCCUGUGCUUGGGACUAUGCUGGCCUGCUGUUUGAUUGUGAUUGCUGUUCUUAUAAUCUCCAGAAAUCAAAAGCCAGUUGGAGAAUCUUCCAGCCUUGCUGUAAACGACAGAUUGGCUAAGGAUGAACAAAUUGAUGUGGACAUUCAAACAGCAAUGAACUAUGCAGCGUUGAAAGUCAGUGGUGUAAAGGUGAACAGGAAAGGAAACGACACAGUCCCUUAUGUGGCUCCUGUACUACCAACCACCACAUCAGACAGAGCACUGCCCAGCCGGACAUACUGUGGCCUGUCUGUGAGGUAGAUGGUAAUCCA
This is a messenger RNA of Eleginops maclovinus (Patagonian blennie), 1617 nucleotides long. RefSeq lists its product as uncharacterized. NCBI's taxonomy places the organism in Eukaryota, Metazoa, Chordata, Actinopteri, Perciformes, Eleginopidae. The record is from RefSeq and is a predicted model, not a curated record. The transcript has 7 exons. Gene Ontology annotation, biological process: response to bacterium. The coding region runs from base 554 to 1606 and encodes 350 amino acids.